AUUCAGCCAGGCCAGAAUGUGAGCCAAAACCGGACCGGACCUAGGUACUUUUCCUUUUCUAGCCCGGCGAUCAAUGCGGAGCACUAGGUAUCAUACCUGCUAGUAGAAUACGAUAAAACACUGGGUGGGAUAUCUAUACUUUAAUUCCUGCUUGCCCGCUUUCCCUUCCCUCACCUCUGACGACGACGACGAACAAAGACGAGCCAGGAGGAACAGGAACCAUGAGUUACAGCGCAACAAUAACGCCGUCGCCCACGCCGCGUCCGGACCAGCAGCGCGGCCGCGGCUUGUCCUUCAUGCCACUGCAGGAACCCGAACUGCUGUACUCGCGCAACCACCUUCCGGGACUCUUGCUGCAGACCGCAACCAACAGCGACGAGGACCUCCUCCAGAGCCAGCACCUGCGCCGCCAGGCGGCCGCGUUCAAUAAUCCCCACAUGCGAUACAUGCGCCUCAUAGGCGACAAUAAUCCGCGGUACCAAUGGGAGCAGUAUCGCAAAAGCCCCGAGGAGGUGAAGGGGAUGAAGAAGCCGCUGAGGGAGUACUACGAGAGGAACAAUUCGUUGAUCGAUCAAUACAUCUACAUCGACAAGCUGCUCGAUUCGACGCUACCGAGGGAUCUGCUGCAAACGUACCAUGACAACCACGAUCUGGAAACUGUCAACGAGGGUCUGCGCUCCCCGCAAAGCGCGCGGAGUGGUGGCGAUGGUGGUGGAUACACGGACGCCUACGGGUCCACCGAUUCCCUGACGGAGCUCCUCCGAGUGCAAGCGCCCCGACCUCUCGCUCCCCAGCGAAAACGCCCUAGCUACAUCUACAGGAUCGCAGACGAGGAAUCGCCAUUGCUCCAAGGAGAGGCCAAUGGCGGCGGCGGCGGAGGCUCCGAAGAAUCGCAAGCUAGCAUCGUGAAAACCGCCAUCUAUAUCAACUUCACGGCGAAUGGGGUGUUGUUGGUCGCCAAGUUGUUGGUAGCCCUGUUGACGAAUUCGUUGUCUGUGCUUGCGAGUUUGGUGGAUGGCGUCUUGGAUUUCCUCUCGACGGUGAUUGUUACCACCACGGCAAGAUUGAUGCGCCGAAAAGACUCCUACACCUAUCCUAUCGGCCGUUCCCGCCUCGAGCCCCUCGGAGUCCUUGUGUUCUCGGUCAUCAUGGUCACCUCCUUCGUUCAAGUGGGCAUCACGGCGCUACAGCGUCUAUUCGGUCCCGAGCGCACAGUGGUCACUGUCGGACCCACCGCAAUAGCAAUCAUGGCUAGCACCGUCGUCGUCAAGGGCGCCUGCUACUUCUGGUGUCGACUGAUCCGAAAUUCAUCAGUGCAAGCACUUGCGGAGGACGCAUUCACCGAUGUUAUAUUUAACUUCUUCUCCAUCAUCUUCCCGCUCCUCGGUAGUUUCACCGGCCAAUGGUACCUGGACUCCCUCGGCGGUCUCCUCCUGUCCAUCUACGUCGUGAUCGCGUGGGUGCGCAUAUCCAAAGGGCACAUCAAGAACCUUACGGGAGCCGCCGCGUCCGCCGACCAACGCAACGUGCUCCUCUACGUCACUAUGCGCUUUGCGCGGAGUAUCCGACAGAUCACGAGCGUGCAUGCAUAUCAUGCGGGCGACAAGCUCAACGUCGAGGUCGAUAUCGUCUUGGAUGAUGAACUCGGCCUGAGAGACUCGCACGAUCUCGGAGAGUGUCUGCAGUAUACCCUCGAGAGUCUGCCGACUGUCGAGAGGGCUUUUGUCCAUUUGGAUUACGACUCUAGGAACCCGCCGGGCCAUUUGCGGUAGGGAAUAUACUGUGUGUGUGCAUGUGUGGGAAAUAGUUUUCGUAUUUAUGGCGGGUUUUUGGGUACCGGAACUUGGAAGAGUCAUUUGGAUGGCUUUAAUUUGUACGUGUUAUACUUGUCGGAUUAGAGUAGGCGGAGUAGCGAUACCAGGAGAGCUCUAGGUAGAAGAAUAGAGGAUCAGAAUACCUUGUAAUCCUCAAUGUUGGAAUUGAGAGAAG
Tricharina praecox is the source of this 1989-nucleotide messenger RNA. RefSeq lists its product as uncharacterized. The transcript is spliced from 9 exons. Bases 222 to 1772 code for a protein of 516 amino acids. Gene Ontology annotation, cellular component: membrane. Gene Ontology annotation, biological process: monoatomic cation transport; transmembrane transport. The record is from RefSeq and is a predicted model, not a curated record. NCBI's taxonomy places the organism in Eukaryota, Fungi, Ascomycota, Pezizomycetes, Pezizales, Pyronemataceae. Gene Ontology annotation, molecular function: monoatomic cation transmembrane transporter activity.